Messenger RNA from Pteronotus mesoamericanus, 3627 nucleotides. It is a transcript of the gene KBTBD2, whose product is annotated as kelch repeat and BTB domain containing 2. NCBI's taxonomy places the organism in Eukaryota, Metazoa, Chordata, Mammalia, Chiroptera, Mormoopidae. The transcript is spliced from 4 exons. Gene Ontology annotation, molecular function: protein binding. Bases 608 to 2479 code for a protein of 623 amino acids. The record is from RefSeq and is a predicted model, not a curated record.
GAGUCUGGCGGUGAUCUGGCCCCGAGGAGCGUGCGGCGGCUCCCGCAGAGAACGCUGAUUUCCGCGCAGCACGGACCGCCGAGGGAGGGCGCGAGGGGUAACCGGAAGGAAGAGGAGGCGGCGGCCCCAGCCUUCCAAGGCGAGACCCCGGCCUUGGCCGCGGCGGGAGGGCCACGCCCCCGCCGCCGCGCCCUAAGGGCCCAGUGUCUUCGGGGCUGCCGGCCACAUCGGAUCCCAGCUCUCGGGGCCGAGGGACGCGGUUACUUUCUGAAGAUCCACAGAACAUAGGAUGUUGCCACGAAAUCUACCUCGUGUGUUACUGGUUUUCACUCAUGAGCUGUACAUCAACUGCAAAUUGGAGCAAGAUGUCUGCAGACCGUGUUGAAAAACUCUGAAGAACCUAAUUAACACAGGAUGACCUAGGAGUGAUAUUAAGUCUAUUACAAGAUACUAUUCAUUCGUGAAGGUGUCAGUCUUGGUUCUGAAUGCUGCAGACAACAGCAAGCGGAGUUUCUUCUUUCUUUAUUGCUUGAAACAUUCACUUGACCUUCCAUCAGUAAGACUGACUUUUCUAAUCUGCUUCGGGACAUAUUAAUGGAAUACAGUCAUGUCCACUCAAGACGAGAGGCAGAUCAAUACUGAAUAUGCUGUGUCCUUGUUGGAACAGUUAAAACUGUUUUAUGAACAGCAGUUGUUUACUGACAUAGUAUUAAUUGUUGAGGGCACUGAGUUCCCUUGUCAUAAGAUGGUUCUUGCAACAUGUAGCUCUUAUUUUAGGGCCAUGUUCAUGAGUGGACUGAGUGAAAGCAAACAGACACACGUACACCUGAGGAAUGUGGACGCGGCCACCUUACAGAUAAUAAUCACCUACGCGUACACGGGUAACUUGGCACUAAGCGACGGCACCGUGGAGCAACUUUAUGAGACAGCUUGCUUCCUGCAGGUAGAAGAUGUGUUACAACGUUGUCGAGAAUAUUUAAUUAAAAAAAUAAAUGCAGAGAACUGUGUGCGACUGUUGAGUUUUGCUGAUCUUUUCAGUUGUGAGGAAUUGAAACAAAGUGCUAAAAGAAUGGUGGAGCACAAGUUCACUGCCGUGUAUCGCCAGGAAGCUUUCAUGCAGCUGUCACACGACCUCCUGAUAGACAUUCUCAGCAGUGACAACUUAAACGUAGAAAAGGAGGAGACAGUUCGCGAAGCUGCUAUGCUGUGGCUAGAGUACAACACAGAAUCACGAUCCCAGUAUUUGUCUUCAGUUCUUAGCCAAAUCAGAAUUGAUGCACUUUCGGAAGUAACGCAGAGAGCUUGGUUUCAAGGUCUGCCCCCCAAUGAUAAGUCGGUCGUGGUUCAGGGUCUGUACAAAUCCAUGCCCAAGUUUUUCAAACCAAGACUUGGGAUGACUAAAGAGGAGAUGAUGAUUUUUAUUGAAGCAUCUUCAGAAAAUUCUUGUAGUCUUUACUCUUCUGUCUGUUACAGUCCCCAAGCAGAAAAAGUUUACAAGCUCUGCAGCCCACCAGCUGAUUUGCAUAAAGUUGGGACCGUUGUAACUCCUGAUAACGACAUCUAUAUCGCAGGUGGUCAGAUUCCUUUGAAAAACACAAAAACAAAUCACAGUAAGACAAGCAAACUUCAGACUGCCUUCAGGACUGUGAAUUGCUUUUAUUGGUUUGAUGCACAGCAAAAUACCUGGUUCCCAAAGACCCCGAUGCUUUUUGUCCGCGUGAAACCAUCCCUGGUUUGCUGUGAAGGCUAUAUCUAUGCAAUUGGAGGAGACAGCGUGGGUGGAGAGCUUAAUCGGAGGACCGUAGAGAGAUACGACACUGAGAAGGAUGAGUGGACCAUGGUGAGCCCGCUGCCCUGCGCCUGGCAGUGGAGCGCGGCAGUGGUAGUCCAUGACUGCAUUUACGUGAUGACGCUGAACCUCAUGUACUGUUACUUCCCAAGGUCUGAUUCCUGGGUAGAAAUGGCCAUGAGACAGACUAGUAGGUCUUUUGCGUCAGCUGCAGCCUUUGGUGAUAAAAUUUUCUAUAUUGGAGGGUUACACAUUGCUACCAAUUCCGGCAUAAGACUCCCCUCCGGCACUGUAGAUGGGUCUUCAGUAACUGUGGAAAUUUAUGAUGUGAAUAAAAAUGAGUGGAAAAUGGCAGCUAACAUUCCUGCUAAGAGGUACUCAGACCCCUGUGUUCGGGCUGUUGUGAUCUCCAAUUCUCUGUGUGUGUUUAUGCGAGAAACUCACUUAAAUGAAAGAGCUAAAUAUGUCACUUACCAAUAUGAUCUGGAACUCGACCGGUGGUCCCUGCGUCAGCACAUAUCUGAACGUGUACUGUGGGACCUAGGGAGAGACUUCCGAUGCACUGUGGGGAAGCUCUAUCCGUCCUGCCUUGAAGAAUCUCCGUGGAAACCGCCAACCUAUCUCUUUUCACCAGAUGGGACAGAGGAGUUUGAACUGGACGGAGAAAUGGUUGCACUUCCGCCUGUAUAGUUGGGAGAUCAGAAGUGGACGUCGGAUGUCUGUGCUUUGUCAUUUUCUUUGCUAAACAAGAGAGGCUAUGAAAGGACUACAAAGGAGUACAUAAAAAUCUAUCUUUGAUAAAUUUUAUUUUUAUGCCCUACUUAAUAUUUGCAUCAGUAUAAUAUAUAUCAGUGAGUCUUGCAGAAAGAUAUGCUUCCAUAAUAUGAAAUAGAUUAUCCACUAAUUGAGAAACUUUUAUGUGUAUCAUGAGAACAUAGAAUCUGGAUUAUCUAACAUUGUUAGCCCUGUGUAUGUACAGUUCAGAAAGUUCACUUAUUAAACUAGUUCCCUGUUCCUAGUGUGGUCUAUCACAAAGUGUGCUGAGGUUAUGUUAGUGUAUGUAUUCCAUUCCUGUGCUUCUGUUCUGAAGUCCUGGAAUACAGGUUUUUUGUUUUUUGUUUUUUGUGUUUUUUUUUUUUCCAGUGUAAUUAGUUCUGCUGCACUUAACACUAACGUCCGUGUUGGAAUAGGAGUGUCUAAAUCCUACACUAUAGCUGAGGAAGAUCUUCCAUUUACGGUAUUGCACAGGGAAAGCUAUGACUGCAGGCUCAGUCUAACUAUACUAUUAGGUGCAUGUAUUCUCUCUUCACUAACUUAUACUUGUCUCUAGAAUACAGGUCUUCCAGUCAGCUGGUCAUUUACCAGAUACGGACUUAAGUUGCUGGGCUGGCACUAGAAAUUGCUGGUCCCUCCUUGUGCGGGUCUGGGUGGAGCUUUCGUCAGCGAAGGCCUCCACUCUCUGUAUUACAUUAACAUUGGCUCAUGCAUACAACUACCUGCUGCUGUUGUACUUCUCCAUCUUAACGAUUUCGAGUGGGUCAACCAGGUCAUCACAUCUUAAUUUAAUAACAAGCAUUACUGUAGAGUGAUUGUGUAUAGAUCUCCGUUAGCCGUCAGGGUGUGCUUUUUUUAACCUGUUGUGUGUGUAUGCGUGGGGUAGGGUUAGACAGGUGAACUGUUCAGGAAUCCUCUGCACUGGCCGUGCGGAAGAGCAGGUGACGAGUGCUGCUCCGGCACUCAUCCCAGGAACCACUAGCAGUAGCGGGCGCUGCCGACCUAACAUGAGCACAGGUGCUUCACGACAGACAUUACUAGCAUGUUCAACUGCAUCAUGUUCU